This is a messenger RNA of Daucus carota subsp. sativus, 1533 nucleotides long. RefSeq names its product anthocyanidin 3-O-glucoside 6''-O-acyltransferase-like. Bases 1 to 1533 code for a protein of 510 amino acids. The record is from RefSeq and is a predicted model, not a curated record. NCBI's taxonomy places the organism in Eukaryota, Viridiplantae, Streptophyta, Magnoliopsida, Apiales, Apiaceae. The transcript is spliced from 3 exons.
AUGGUGACUGUUCUUGAGAAGUGCCGCAUUUCACCACCACAAGAUCACUCUGUUGCCGAAAACCUUUUACCCCUCACGUUUUUUGACCUAGUAUGGCAAAACUGGCCCUCUCUUAGCCGUGUUUACUUCUAUGAUUUCCCCUGUUCUACCAGUGAGUUGAGGCAAACACUUGUUCCGCGUCUUAAGAAAUCGCUAGCCUCAACUCUCGAACACUAUUUUCCCUUCUGUGGUAAUUUGAUAAUUCCCACAACUUUUUCUGAUAACGCAACUGCUGCACUUCGUUACUUGAAAAAUGACUCUGUUUCGUUGACAAUAGCUGAGUUUAGUGGCACAAGCUCCGCAGGGUUUGAGCAUCUAUCUGCAGAUCAUGCUCGCGAUGUUAAUGAGUUGUUUUCUCUUAUUCCUGAACUCCCGCCAGGUGAUACUGAUCAUGCAUCUCCGGUUUUAUCUAUUCAGGUGACGUUGUUUCCGGGCCAGGGAUUCAGCAUUGGAUUCAGAAACUCCCAUCUGGUUGCUGAUGGAAGAACCAUGUUCAACUUUAUAGCGACAUGGGCUUCUAUUAAUGCUAAGCAGCUUAAAAGUGAGGAUGACUUUGACACUAUAAAGACUCUCCCGUUUUAUGACAGGAGCGUGAUCAAAGACGCGAAGGGAAUGACUUCAAAUUUCCUGAAAAUUGGUUUACAAAUCGCACAGCAAAUUUCGAAGGCUUCUGGUCCUGCAACACAUGAAUUAGAUCUUGUUCAAGAAACAGCAAGCAUUGUUCUCGCAAAUGAAAUUGAUGAUGAAAACGAAGUUUUGGAACAUAUGAUUAUAGCUAUAGACACCAGGGCUCGUCUGGAUCCGCCAAUUCCUUCAAAUUAUUUUGGAAAUGCGGUUUCUCCUUGUAAGAUCACGUUAAAUCUGAGCCGAUUGAGAGGCCAAGAAGGCUUCGUAUAUGCUGCUAAAGAAAUAAAAGAGGCUCUUCAUGAACAGAUAAACAACGACGAGGGAGUGUUGAGAGGGCUUGAUACGAUUUUUGAUGAUAUAGAAGCGAUGAAAGGGCAGAAAAUCUUUGGCGUUGCUGGAUCUCCUAAGCUCGACUACUACAGCACAGAUUUUGGAUUCGGGAAGCCGAAAAAAUAUGAAGUUGUUUCGGAGAAGUUCUCACUUGCUGCAUCCAGGGAUUCAAGCGGUGGCCUAGAACUCGGAUUUGCCUUUUCCAAAAAUGAGAUGGAUGCUUUUACUUCUAGCUGGGUGCUUAGGAGGGGAUGUAAUCGAGGUGCUGAGCAGGCUACUCUAGGUGCUAGGUUGAUGAGGAGGAGAAGCUACUAUUGGGCAGGUGGAGGUUAUCCCGGGUUUUCGGGGGUGACAAGGCAAGGGGGUGACGACAUGUGUCCAGGUGCUCCAAAGGUGGCGAGCUGGGUGCUUACAAGGCGUUCUGUUGCUCAUUCGAGCGGAGCCUUCGGCGCGGGGAAGGGUGUAACCCCUACGGAACGGGCAGACGCUGUUGGGGCCUGUUGGUCUUGCGGGCACCGUAGGGUACCUGCGGUCUAA